Hydractinia symbiolongicarpus is the source of this 1524-nucleotide messenger RNA. RefSeq lists its product as uncharacterized. Bases 157 to 1524 code for a protein of 455 amino acids. Lineage: Eukaryota; Metazoa; Cnidaria; Hydrozoa; Anthoathecata; Hydractiniidae. The record is from RefSeq and is a predicted model, not a curated record. The transcript is spliced from 9 exons.
AAUUGGGAUAUUCUCGACGGACUUCACUACGCUUGAUGGAGGCGCGGGUUCUUGUACUGAACUGAACUAAGCUUAAUGAAGCCAUUACACUUUUUUCGCUAGUUCGACUGGAUUCGGUUAAUAAAACGUAGCUCAUUCUAAGGAAAAUCGAUCAAAAUGGUUACUUUACAGAGUGCAUCUUUACCAUCUUUGCCAACAACUAGCAAUGCAAGCGAAAUUACAAAGUAUAUAAAGCAAAACAUUGACCUUAAUCAUGGUCAAGAAUACAGAUCAGAAAAAGUCAAAUCAAGGUCAGGACAUUCUUUUGACUCUUAUCGCAGCGACGAUCAAUGGAAGCUUAAUAUGCUUCGAAGAAUGGGUCAAAAGCAAUGUGGCUUUUUCGCAAAAACAGAUAUUCCUUACAAAGAAUGCGGAAAUGUCGAAUUGUUUUCAAGACGUUUAGUACUUAACAGCCUACAAAAGCUUGGUUAUAACUUUGAAAAUAAGGUCAACCUUCAUAAUACAGAACCAGGACUUGAAGACAAAAGUAAAGAAAAUGGCGACGUUGAACAGGGAGAGAAAACAGUUAGAAAGAACUCGAGUCGUCCUCGCCAGAAAAUGGAAAAUGAGAAUGGCAUGUCAGAAAUAAAAGAAUGUUUGCGAAAAGCGGAGAAGAGGAUAGUUUCUGUAAAAGCUGGUCAACCACUCAACGCUUACAUACAAAAAGAACAAGAGGAAAAGGAGCUGCGUUUAAAACAAGAAGAAGAGAAAAACAAUAAUACACUGGAUAUGCUUUUAAUAGAUCCACUGGAACCAGGCGGCAUGGAGGUUGCCAUGACAAUGGGAAAUGGCGACAAGCACGCUAAAAAGGAACUUUCUGAACGAAUUAAAGAACGUAUCCUCAUCAAAAAUAAAAUAAUUUUUCAGCCAAAAAGACCUACACAAUGUCGUAAAAAGUCAAAUUUUGUGAAGAAGCUGGACUGUUUAAUUUCACUCUUAACCAGCAUAAACAAUUUGAAGAUGCGUGACUUAAAAACAAAGGUACCGUUAUCCAAAGAAUCACUAAAAAUACUUCGCAAGCGACCGCUAUGCGAUCCGUUACAACCUAAUCGACUUAGCAGGAAAUCUAUUAUGGUAACCAAUAAUGUAGUCCCACCUGCUCAGCAUUUGGAAACUAACAAAACGAACAGGCUUUUACCUCCUAUACUUUUUGAAAACACAAGUCGACUGGAAUUAGCAAGCCCAGCGGCGACGACAAUCCCUCGGAAAAGAAAUUUUCACCAACGACACAAGAAUUCUCCCGUGGUCCCAUCCAUCAAUGUUACGAAGAUGGAGACCUGGGACGAUUUAAUGUCAACGGAAGCCAACUCAUCACGCACAAACAGCGCGACAUUGGAACUGUUAAACAAUAAUUUGAGAGGAGCAUCACGUACGGGCGUCAUUCGAAAAUACAGCAUGUACAAACGGCUGCAUCAGCAUUAUUUUUGUUUAACUGUUAACCAAACCAAAAAUUUUGCUCAAAGUAAUACAACUGUCAUUAAAUAG